CUCCUCCCUCCCGGCCUCCAAUCUCCCAGCCAAACUGAAAGCCGGACCCCAGGCCGCCUCCCGCCGCCUCCCCGCCGCCGCCCGGCCUCCCUGCGAGCGCUCCACCAUGGACAGUCCUGUUUUCACCUUAUAAAGAUGGCGGUGCGGGAUCGCUGCAACCUUUAGACUAAUGACUGUCCGAAAUAUCGCCUCCAUCUGUAAUAUGGGCACCAAUGCCUCUGCUCUGGAAAAAGACAUUGGUCCAGAGCAGUUUCCAAUCAAUGAACACUACUUCGGAUUGGUCAACUUCGGGAACACCUGCUACUGUAACUCCGUGCUUCAGGCCUUGUACUUCUGCCGGCCGUUCCGGGAGAACGUGCUGGCGUACAAGGCCCAGCAAAAAAAGAAGGAGAACCUGCUGACGUGCCUGGCCGACCUUUUCCACAGCAUCGCCACGCAGAAGAAGAAGGUCGGAGUGAUCCCACCCAAGAAGUUCAUUUCGAGGCUGAGGAAGGAGAAUGAUCUCUUUGAUAACUACAUGCAGCAGGAUGCUCACGAGUUUUUAAAUUAUUUGCUAAACACUAUUGCGGACAUCCUGCAGGAAGAGAAGAAACAGGAGAAACAAAAUGGGAAACUGAAAAACGGCAACAUGAACGAACCUGCCGAGAAUAACAAACCAGAACUCACCUGGGUCCAUGAGAUUUUUCAGGGAACGCUCACCAACGAAACUCGAUGCUUGAACUGUGAAACCGUUAGUAGCAAAGAUGAAGAUUUUCUUGAUCUUUCUGUCGAUGUGGAGCAGAAUACUUCUAUUACCCACUGUCUAAGAGACUUCAGCAACACAGAAACACUGUGCAGUGAGCAGAAGUACUAUUGCGAAACCUGCUGCAGCAAACAGGAGGCCCAGAAAAGGAUGAGAGUAAAAAAGCUGCCCAUGAUUUUGGCCCUGCACCUGAAGCGGUUCAAGUACAUGGAGCAGCUCCACAGGUACACCAAGCUCUCCUACCGGGUGGUCUUCCCACUGGAGCUCCGGCUCUUCAACACCUCCAGCGACGCCGUGAACCUGGACCGCAUGUACGACCUGGUCGCCGUGGUGGUUCACUGUGGCAGCGGCCCUAAUCGCGGGCAUUAUAUUACUAUUGUGAAAAGUCACGGCUUCUGGCUUUUGUUUGACGACGACAUUGUAGAGAAAAUAGAUGCCCAAGCUAUUGAAGAAUUCUAUGGCCUGACAUCAGAUAUAUCAAAAAACUCAGAAUCUGGAUAUAUUUUAUUCUAUCAGUCCAGAGAAUAACUGAAGACCCUCGAGACUCACACGCGUGGGGGAGGUGUCCCCCGCACGCCGUCUGGUCUCUCUGCAGACUCCCUCCUUCCCUGGCGGCCCCCAGAGGCGGCCCUCCGAGUCUCCCUGGUCUGGCUGUGUUAGACUCUCUCUCCCUUUGUUUUUUACACACAGCACUGCUCGUGGUUUUAUUUUAGUCUGAGGUAGAGUUAACUGCAAUCCGAUUGUAGAAAGAUUUAUAUGAAUAACAGUCACUAAUUUUAGGAUUGGGUCAAUGCUAUGCCACUGGCUGAAUUAGAAUGACGUUUAUUUCCUAGAAUGUCUGCAGUCUCUUUUGGGUCUUUGCUGACCUUCCUGAAUGGUUUCCAGGGUCUCUUUUCAAUGCAUUCCUUUAACUGGUCCCUGGAAACAUGGCUGCCCGUUUGUAGCUCCUCUGCCUCUCCUCUGACCGAAGGACAGAAGAUUUGGGUAGACAUUCACCCUCUAGGGCUGCAACUAUAGCUUUAAGUUCGUGUGAGUGAAAUUGUUUAAAAAUGAGUAACCUCAAUACUAAACUCGUCCCCCAGGUGGCACGUGGGGUUUAGCCCGGGCCCAGGGCUGCGCUCACCUGGCCAUUCCCUGGGGGCGGGGCGGGGGGCAAAGAAGGUUGGGAGCUCAGGGCAGGCAAAGCCAAGAGGAGGAAGCUUUUGUGGGGGAGUAAACAGUCCCUUUUCUUACCUUUUUACCAAAACCAUGUUUCAGGAAAAUAACUCUUUGCUGUUUGUUUUUAGUGACACUUGCUUCUGUAAGGUCCUGUGAGUGGUGUCGAGCCUCUCUGGCACGGCUGAGCUUUCCAGGGCACCUUCCCAGACCUGCCGGCACUGUGCAGCCUGUGGUCACGGCAGGGGGACACCUUGGUGAUGGCCUCCGACACAGCCGUCUGUAGCUGGUCAGUGCCAACACCACGCUUCUUCCGGAAGGACGGAGGCACAGCACCUUGACUACAGUCAGCCGCGUUGUACAGCUGUUCACUCUCAAACAUUUCGGUAUGUUUACCGAGGCACUGGCCAGUCCCCGGGCUCGCAUGGAGCCUGAAGAAAGGCUGCCGUUAGCUGGGUGCGAAGGUGGCUCCGAGGAAGUGUCCACGGGCGGGGGGAGGAAGGACCUGCGCGGCAGCGUACUUUGGCUCAGGCUCCUAGAAUGCUUGACAAGAUGGAGUUUUUUGGAAGAACCUCAUCUCACCAUAGUUACUAUUACUUUUUUCACUUUUGUUACAUAUGUAUUUAUUAGGUCAUUUGAGUAUUGGUACCUUUUGUUAAAAGGGUCAACAUGGUGUUUUGCUGUCGAGCUGGUUUUUGGUUUCCUACAAAUACUAUGAGUCGUACACCUUUCUCUGGGAAGUCAGUGGACUUCCAUACACUAUGAUAUACUGUGAACACUUUAUUUUGUUACCUAAUAAAUCAGUGAACAAAUAUGCGGACGUUUGGCAUAAUGUGAACUAAACGGGAAAUUGAAAAUGUUAAUGGCCAUUUUGCAACAACUAAGAGCGUAGCACUUUAUCUAGAUGAAAACUGGAUUUCUUCUUUCUGAAAUACCUUGAACUGUUUAUUGCUCAGAACUUAAGUAAGCAUGCCAACACUUCAUUGGUUCACGCUUGAAGUGAAAUGUCUUACUUGUCACUGGAGAAGACAAAACAGGGUGAUCUUCACGUUAUUUUAUACGAGUGACAAAAAUAUACCUUGCCUUGUUUAGAGGCCAAUUCAUAUUUAUAAAUAUUUUUGUCUUGUUUUUUCCUCCAUAACACAUGUGCAGUGAUCACUUACCGGAAGGUGAGUUUUUAUUCUUUUUAAGGAGAGACAGUUUCCAAGGGAAGGUGGUCGAGAUAGGGAACUGUUUGUACCAUAUAUAUAUAACCCAGAUAUUUGAUGGCAGGUCGCAAAGUUUAAAAAAAAUGAUGGUUGAUAUCUAAUAUAUUUGGAACUGAUUCAUAAGAAAAACUAUUAAAAUUAUCUUUGAAAAAACUCUUGAAGCUAAUUUAUUAGGAAAAAAUGUGUCAUUGGGUAGCCUGUGUCAGUAACAUCUAAAUGCAGAGCCGUAGAUUCCGUUGGGCGACGCAGGAACCGAAGAUUGGAAAACGACCAACGUGCACUUUGCCUCCGACACUCCAUCAGCUGUUUUACACUUGAGAGCUGUCUGGUCAUUUCUUCCCUCUGCCCCCUCCAUUAAUGAAACAAACACUAGGCAGCUACAUUUCUCCCCAGUCGUUUCACUUUAUAUGGAGACGUAGCAUGCAAACACUUUAAUUUCGCAUCCUUUACUCAUCACACAAAGCCGAGACUGGCGUGGGACAUGCGAGGCCGUUCUGAGGUCAGCCACGGCACAAGGCUCAGCACUGUUCCCGCAGAUGGCCCGUGUUUCUGUUUGUCAGGUUCUGGCAGGAGUGAGGUCCACUGUAUUUUUUUUUCUUAACUGCUGGGUGUUUUAAAUAAGUUACAGUGUUUUACACUUUAAAAAAGAGAAGAAAUAUUGGGUUGGCCAAAAAGAUCGUUUAGUUUUUUCCAUAAAAUAAGAGACACAUUUUUCAUGUUCACCAGAAGCUUUUUUGACUUGGAUAUUUUGAGUAUGUCAGCUGUCUUCUGCAUUGUAUAACAUAGAUUGUUUUCAAUUUGAUUGGUCUUGAUUCAAUGGCUAUCAACUUCAGCUGGUCUGCCUGACUAUGGAACAAGGUCCAGCGAGAAAUCGCCAGCACAAAACUUCACAAACCACUUUUGACACACUUGAUCAGUCACAGCACCUUCUUCAUACACUGCACAAAUCUUUUGUUGCAUUUCAGUUGUGUUUUUGCCUUUUUUGAAAUAAUGAAGCAUAAUAUGCCAAAAAUGUUGCUUAUUUUCUUCCAUCUUCAAUAUUAAAAUGGCUACCAAAAAUUCACGAAUUUUGAUGAGUUUUUCUAAAAAACCCACAAUGAGAUGACAGCUGCCACAAUGCAAUCUAACAAAAUUGUUUCAAAUGAAGUUAAAGACAGUUAAGUGCUACUGGAGUCAUCUGAUGGAAAAAAAAACAAAACAAAAAACGAACUUUUUGGCCCAGCCAGUAUUUGCUUUAUGGGUUAUUAGUAGUUUAGCCUCUAGAUUGUGGCACAGUAUGCUAACACGCCGUCUGUGUAAAGGUGAACUUCAGUAAACGCAGACACCGGUCCUGGGAGGUGAUGCGUGUUCCAUUCCGAGGCUGUGUGAGGUGCCCUGGAACAGCAUGAGGAGGUUGGUGUGAAUGGGAAGCCGGUUGUAUGUGGUUUUAUAGCCUGGUAUAUUUUGGAUUUCAGAUGAAAUAGGGGGAAAAUGAAAGAAAAGGUCCCUGCGCAUAUAUUUCCGUGGACACCCUUCAUUUCAUGGGCAUGUCUAACGAUGAGCUAUGUUCUAAAUGGAGCUGAGGACUUAUUUUAGAUAUCGGAGUGUAACUUUAUUACAGAUGGACUUUAUCUUUACACAUUGCAUUUUGAUCGACUUUGUAUAUUCACAUGUAUUAAAAUAUUGUGCACUAAAUGUUCUGCCCUCGUUUGCUGUCAGAUGGUCAAGGCGUUUUCCAGCACUAUUGUGAUUCACUCAUGGAAAUGGCAUGGGUCAGGGAAAAUUACUCCUACUUUUCCGCCUAAUUAAAUUUCUGUUUUUCAGUAUUACAUUAAUUUAUUUUGGGCUUCCAUUUCUGUGUAGUCAAAAUAGUUACUGUAUGUGUGUGGCACUCAUAUGACUUUGUUGCUAAAAAAAAUUUAGUUUUUAUUUAAAAUAAUCUGUACCUUAAUUUUUAAAAAUGUAACCAAUUCAAGCACUUUAAGCAAUAAUGUCAAUCUUGUGAAAUUUCAAUCAGUUUAACACCUUGCCUCUAAAAUUGUUUGCUAAAUAAAUAAAUAAAUACAUAGGAAUUCUCUUCCUAGAGAAUUAUAUCCGGGUAAUGUUAUACACAUGGACUUAAAAGCCUUUUUAUAAAAAUGUGAGUCAUUGGUAACUCUCAUCCGUAGGUAAUUGUUCCAGACUUAAUUUCAAAGCAGUGGAAAUGUAAACAUUCUAGUCAUUGUAAUACGUAAAGACAAUGCUACUGUCAAAGUUGAUAGAGUCAGUGUUCCGGAGAUAGCUUACUACUAUUUUGAGUGAAAAGACCAAAAGAAUUAAUGCAGAAAUCUGUAUCUGGGGACUAGCCAAUUGAGCAUAUGACUGGAGGAAAGAAACUAGGGUAGGUAGUUAUGUAUAACAGUGAGUUACUUGGCUGGGGCUUUGCAUAUACGGUCUACCAAUUAUGAAAUAAAAGAUCUGUUCCCCGGAGAAGGCCGUGGCCUCCAGCUCUGUGACCCCUGGUGUCUAGGAAGGAGUAGGAGUGCCGUGCUGGUGGCCAGGCCCAGGCUGUGGGCGGGUUUUGAGCUGCGGGGGACCCCACCUGGGUGCACUUCACUUGCUGCACUGGCCUGCCAAAGGGGCGCAGGUGUGGGUUCAUGUCCCGUGGUCUCACAGUGUGGCCUCCAGGAGUCAAGCUUUGUGUGAACACGCCCAGAGCUUUUUCCCCCAUCUGGGCACUCGGGGCCCACGGGUGGGUAGUGGGUUGUCUGUCAUCUCGCACAUUUGUUUGGGCCCAGUUAUGGAAAUAUAAACCCAUAGACCGAGAGCAGGACGUCUCUCUGUUUCCAUCCAUUGUGUCUUGGGACAAUCGGUGAAGCUAAGGCCCUUCACUCUAUAGCUGGUCUCCAGUUGGACCUGACUGAGCUUGGAACAGAGGUUUGCUGGGGAAGUUACUUGUAUCCACCAUGAAGCUGUGGGAGGGAAGGUCCUCAAGACAAUGUUUUUCUAGGCCGCCUCAUGUUCAUCUGUCCAGUGGUGGUGAGGCCUGUCACCACCAGUGACAAUUUCUGGGGAAUGAGAACCAUUUUCUAUUUCUAAGAAUUUUCCUCUGGCUCUCUUUAGUGAAGUUUCAAAUCCCUUUAACAAAGUCUCGCAUUUCCAAAGAAAAAAUAUUUGCUAAGAGUUUUUCUCCUGAAGGAACAUUUGACUGUGGGGAUAAUACUCCAGACCACUGAGACUUGUCCGAGGGACAUCUCCAGUGGACAGGUUUUUAAGUGAGGUAGCAUCUAUUACACGCACGGCAUUGUGAUUGGAGCUGGGGGGUAAAAUAGGGAAGCAGGUGGGGCCCUGUUCAGGUUUUUCGUUUCAGGGGAAAAAGUAGAUCUAGGG
Messenger RNA from Artibeus jamaicensis (Jamaican fruit-eating bat), 6453 nucleotides. RefSeq names its product ubiquitin specific peptidase 46 (gene USP46). Lineage: Eukaryota; Metazoa; Chordata; Mammalia; Chiroptera; Phyllostomidae. Gene Ontology annotation, cellular component: cytosol; nucleus. Gene Ontology annotation, molecular function: cysteine-type deubiquitinase activity; cysteine-type endopeptidase activity. The coding region runs from base 170 to 1270 and encodes 366 amino acids. Gene Ontology annotation, biological process: protein deubiquitination. The transcript has 9 exons. The record is from RefSeq and is a predicted model, not a curated record.